AUGGAUACAGCAACAAUUUUAGCAAACAUAGCUAAGGCACAGAAUAUUCUGAAACUGCUGACAUUUCUUCAGCUGACAACAUAUCUAUGGCCACCAGAGGUCACUGUACAAGAUGGAUCUUAUGCUGAUUUCAUAAUCGUUGGUGGUGGUACCGCUGGAAGUUUGAUCGCAAGUUAUUUGGUUAAACAAAAGAACAUCAGCGUUAUUGUCAUCGAAGCCGGUGGUAUGGGCGAAUUUGAAACUACGCAACCAGGCCUAUUUCCACUACUGAAGAACUCAAAAUUCGAUUGGAAUUUCACAACAUCGUCUCACUCAACAUUACAACAGGGCAGGGUACUCGGUGGCUCCUCUCAAGUAGACUACAUGAUCUAUGGCAUUGGAAACCCAGAGGACUAUAACAAAUGGGCCUCUCUAACCAAUGACAGCUCCUGGACCAUGAAAAACCUCUGCCCACUCAUCAAAAGAACGGAAAAGGUCACUGACCCAACAAUUCUUAACUCACCUGAUGUCUUCUUCCAUGGUACUGAAGGCAAAAUGCGUAUUAAGAAAUACCAUAAGAGCUUGAACGAUGGAUUCUUCCAAGCAUACAGGGAAAUGGGACACAAAGUUCUGAACGAUAUCAAUGCAAUGAACCCACUAGGGUAUACCAAUACUUACUUCACUAUUGGUCAGGGUAUCAGACAAAGUACUGCCUACGCAUUUCUAAGUCCCGAAAGGGAUAACCCGAAUUUGAAAGUCAUGUACAACUCUGUAGCUACGAAAAUUAUUUUUGAUGGAAACAAACGCGCUGUAGCAGUACAAGUUCUUACACACGAUAAGAAGAAAAUAACAAUUCAUGCAAGAAGAGAAAUCAUUAUUUCUGCCGGAGCUAUUAAGUCCCCUCAAUUGCUUAUGCUUUCUGGUAUUGGACCUAAACAACAUUUAGAGAGCAAGAAAAUCAAAGUCAUUUCCAAUCUGCCAGUUGGACAAAAUUUCCAAGAUAAUCCCACCAAUGUUAUGGUGUACGAAAUGGGUAUAGCAGAUUCUGUACUCCCAAUUAAUCCCCAUGAGUUCCCCGUAGCUGUAAUGGAAGGUCGCAUAGCCAUGCACGAAUGUCAAAAACGUGCAGACUACCAAAUCCUUAGUGGGUUAAUCGUCGAUCCAAGAUUCUUUUUACAAGUCUGCAGUUCUGUAUUUAGCUUCAAAAAUUCUAUAUGUGACAACUUUAAUAAGGCCCUUUCUGGUAGACAGGUGCAUUUUGUUACUCAUCAUCUUUUGUAUGCUGAAUCUCGUGGAGAAGUUCUUCUUAAUACUACCAAUCCUGAAGAUAAGCCAAUAAUCAUCCCUAAUUAUUAUUCUAACCCUAGAGAUAUUGAGCGUCAUGCUAAAUACUUGAAACAUUACAACAGGAUAGUAGACACUACAUAUUAUAAGAGCCUUGAUGCAGAAUUUGUGGAUCCUCAGUUAGAAUCUUGCAAGGGUCUGAAGCCAGGAACUGAUAGUUACUGGAAAUGCUAUGUCCUGGGAAUGGCUACAACAUUACAUAAUUACGUAGGUACUUGUGCAAUGGGAUCUGUGGUAGAUUCGAAGCUGAGGGUUUUAGGAGUGAAGAAUUUGAGGGUAGCUGAUGCCAGUGUAAUGCCAGAAAUAGUGGGUGCGACCGUUCAAGGAACUGUUUCUAUCAUCGCUCAGAAGCUUGUGGAUAUUUUGUUUGAAGAAUAUCGUUUUAGUUCGUAUUAA
Molecule: messenger RNA, 1719 nt
Organism: Helicoverpa zea (corn earworm)
Lineage: Eukaryota; Metazoa; Arthropoda; Insecta; Lepidoptera; Noctuidae
Product: ecdysone oxidase-like
Exons: 3
Coding region: 1-1719 (572 amino acids)
Molecular function (GO): flavin adenine dinucleotide binding; ecdysone oxidase activity
Source: RefSeq, a predicted model, not a curated record